AGCGAACGAGAGAAACGCAGGCAAAAACGAAGGAAGCAGAAAGGAAAGAGGGUUUGGGAGAGUUUUGGGGGUUUAGAAACAGAUAAACUCGCCACUCUCACUCACUGAGUCGCACAGCGAGUCAACCACAGAGCAAACCAUGAGAAUCCUCCAAUCCAUUACUGGUCAGUGUCGGCCGGCGCUGCGAGCUCUGGGACGGCGGUACUUUGCGGCGGCGGCGACGACGGAGGAAUACGCGAAGAGGAACUACGCCAACAACGUGUCGGAGUACAACAGCGUGUUCAAUUCCCUCACUGCUCAGAGGAAGCAUUUCCUGCUGAGGGAUGCGUAUGAGGAUAUGAUGCUCGACGGCGUCCAGCCUGACCAGGACAGCUUCCGGUCGCUCAUACUGGGCACCCUCAAAGGCUCGAGCUUGCAGGACGCUUUCUUCUUCGCUGACCAGAUGAAAUCCAUGGGCUUGGCCCCUGAUGUUAAUAUGUACAACAUAUUGAUCACAUUGUGUGGGAAGUGCAAGCACUCUGAUCAAGCGAUUCAGAUUUUGGAAGACAUGAAGAACUAUGAAGUGUCACCCAAGGUACAGACCUACAUGUGUCUGCUCAAUGCGUGCGCAGCUACUGGCCGAUUAGAUCGAGUGUAUGCAAUUGUCCGUGACAUGACUGCUGCUGGUCUUGGGCUAAACAGGUUCUGCUACGCUGGACUUGUAACUGCACUUAGGAACAAAACCCCUUUACCAGAUGAUUUCGGCACCAAAAUUAUAGAGUUUGUUGAGCGAUCAAAAGAGUGGUCAUCCGUUGAAGGAUCAAGUAUGACUGCUGAAAAUGUGAUGAUGGGUGUGACGGAAGAAGAGUUGUAUAAUAUGCCAACUGCUGAAUAUUCUCAUAGGGGUGGGUUUCUGAAUAGGCAACUAACCGUUUAUCAUGCUGCGUUCCAUGCUUGCGCAGACCUCAGGAAUGUAGAGGUGAUGGAAACUCUUCAGGAGAUGCUAGCGAAGGAAGGAAAAAGUCCCGAUCUGUUUAUUGUGUUGCAAAUAAUGAGGUGUUAUCUACACUCAGGGGACAUUGACCAUGGUGUUCAAACUUUUGAAGACUAUAUGAAGUCAGGAAAGCCUCCUGUAGUAGAACUAUAUACGACGCUUGUGGAGGGAGCCAUGAUUGGAUAUACUCCCAAGGGAAUGAAAAUUGCCGAAGAAACACUGGUGAAUAUGAAUUCCCGGAGCUUCUUCUUAAGUCCAAAAAUGGGGAGUGAUCUUCUCCUUCAAGCUGCUGGUGACGAGACUGGAGGUUAUAGUGUUGCCAACUUUAUCUGGGACCUGAUGGAAGCGCGUAAAAUAGUUCCUCAAUUCCUUUCGGUGGAAGCAUAUUACAAGGGAUUAAAAUUGUUUCCUUCAUUUCUGUGUCUGAAAUGGCAGAAACGUGAGAUUCCUGAAGAUGAUCCACGACUGCAACAUGUUACGAGGACAUACAAUGACCUUCGCGCCAGAAGGGGCCCUGGACAAGCUAUUAGAUAAACAAUGACGAAAGUUGCUCCGAGGAGGAGCUAUUUCAUGGACUUCUACUUGUAGUGACAUUAUUGCUGCUUCAAAGGAAAUGAGACAUCGUUUUAUCCUGGUAUCGGAGGCUUGGGAUACCAUACGGCAUACGCUGGGUUACAUCGGGCAUAUAUUUUUGAAGUUUGUUUACCAAAACGGUGAUCUAAGUUUAGUUGUUAAUUUUUUCUGGAUGCGUUAAGGAUGUGAAUAACGAAUGUUUUUUUCUUCCUGCAAGUUUACUUAUUGCCCGUGAAUGGGAAAUUGACUAGUAAUAAUUGAGCUGAAAACUCAUUUAGCACUAGAAUUUAAAGGUAUUCCCAGUUUAGAUUUAUUCCUCUUUACUUGUAAAUCGGAAUUAUCAAGUUCGAUUUUCAUAACUGACGAAUUUGAUGUCAAAUUAUUAUGAUUAACUUAUUUUGUGUCUUAA
Messenger RNA from Pyrus x bretschneideri (Chinese white pear), 1955 nucleotides. Its product is annotated as pentatricopeptide repeat-containing protein At4g35850, mitochondrial-like. Lineage: Eukaryota; Viridiplantae; Streptophyta; Magnoliopsida; Rosales; Rosaceae. The coding region runs from base 140 to 1507 and encodes 455 amino acids. Gene Ontology annotation, molecular function: protein binding. The record is from RefSeq and is a predicted model, not a curated record. Gene Ontology annotation, cellular component: mitochondrion. The transcript has 12 exons.